Molecule: messenger RNA, 1141 nt
Organism: Chrysoperla carnea
Lineage: Eukaryota; Metazoa; Arthropoda; Insecta; Neuroptera; Chrysopidae
Exons: 7
Coding region: 164-1141 (325 amino acids)
Source: RefSeq, a predicted model, not a curated record
AAUUUAUAAAGAUAAUUUCAAAAAAAUGUCAUUGUUCAACGAAUGAUUUACUUAUUUUGGACGUUAAAAUGUAUCUACAUUUUUUGAGGUAACGUUAAACAACAGAAUAUAUUGUAUAAAAAACAUUUAAUGCUACGGUUUAUAUAACGUUUUUUAUACUAAAAUGGAGCAUAACGGGAAACAAACUGAUUGUCCUAAUCCCGAAUAUAAGAGAUCGUCAGAAGUAUGUCAGUUAUAUGUACCACCACAUCUUCCUUUUUCACCAUCCAACUUAGACUUAAAAGUACCACACGAAAUGAAAUCACGAAAUUCUGUAAUUAUGAAAGACAGUCACACGAGUACUUAUCAAAUAGGUUAUCCGCUUAAACAUUGGGAAACAAAUCAGAUUAGCUUUGGUAUGCCUAAACAAUCAUUAAAAAUUCAAUAUUUAUCGACGCUUGACAAAAAAUUUUUCAGAAAUCCACCGAAACCAUUUAAAACACUUCUAUCAGAAACCAAGAGUAAAUAUACGGUUAAACAAAAUCCACACCAACAUUUCCGUAGAGAAUUAUGUCCGAGUCGAGAUUCAUAUUGUGAGCUAAAAGAUUUGGGUAAAGAUUUUCAACCAUUUUUUCCUCCUGAAGAAGCAAAUUUUGUUAAGUAUAUGGAUCCGUAUUUAACAACAAAUCGUGAAUAUCAUCACCCGUUCACUUUAAAUCAAUGGAAUGGUAUUGCGAAAAAAAAUUCGUUCACUAAUUAUGAUUUUAUAGAUCCACCAAUUCCUAAAUGUAAAGGUUUUGGUGUCAAGAAUCCACCGCAUUUAGGGUCGUUAUAUCCGAAUAAUGCUGAUAUUAUGUAUGAUAAAAUUCCAUUUAGGCAUACUGCAAAAUUGACGCAGAUUCCACGAACUGAGAAAGUAACUUUACAGCAAGGAAGAACUACUGAAACAAUGGAUAAAUAUACAACACCAUCUGAGUCGCCUUUAUUCACUGAAAGUUUAAAAAAAAUUGAGUAUCAUAUGAGUCAACCAGAUCCAAGUUGGAGUUAUUUAGAAAUACUAAAUAACAAACGUAUAUACAAUCCAGAGAGUAAAUUUUAUGGUUCUAAUGUAUCAACUGUUACUGUUUUAGAACCAAGUUCAAAAAAACAUUUUCGAAAAUAA